AUGAGGCCAGCAAACACAACCUCAACCUCUAGCACUCCAUUUUUGCGAUGGAGUUCCCCAUUCCCUCACCUCUUUAUGAUCUUAGGUUUGAUGUUAGGACUCAUCACCAUAGCAUUAAUUAUUCUGGUUUGUUCACACCGGAAACAAUCUUUCAACUUGCCAAUUGAAGCUGAAGAGAAGCCUGUGACAAUCAAACCUACCAAAACCGAGGCCGAUCUGGCGCCAACGGUCGUCGUCAUCAUGGCCGGAGAUGACAAACCCAUGUACCUGGCAGCGCCGGUCUCUUCUUCAACUUCCUGUACCGGACAUGUCUGA
This is a messenger RNA of Ilex paraguariensis (yerba mate), 315 nucleotides long. The record is from the annotation of a GenBank genome assembly. Lineage: Eukaryota; Viridiplantae; Streptophyta; Magnoliopsida; Aquifoliales; Aquifoliaceae.